This is a messenger RNA of Dendronephthya gigantea, 4354 nucleotides long. Its product is annotated as multidrug resistance protein 1-like. NCBI's taxonomy places the organism in Eukaryota, Metazoa, Cnidaria, Anthozoa, Malacalcyonacea, Nephtheidae. The coding region runs from base 304 to 4317 and encodes 1337 amino acids. The record is from RefSeq and is a predicted model, not a curated record. The transcript has 28 exons. Gene Ontology annotation, molecular function: ATP hydrolysis activity; ATP binding; ABC-type transporter activity. Gene Ontology annotation, biological process: transmembrane transport. Gene Ontology annotation, cellular component: membrane.
GCUCGUAUUGAUCCUCGAGCUCGUCGCCGCCGCUCAGCCAGCUUGCUAAGUCCGAUGGUUGUGGGACUAUUUUGCUGAUGUAAUACACAACACUCAUUUCCAUUAUUUAUAAAGCUGUUUAUAAUCCGUAACUCUCUUAGUAUUUCAGUAUUUUAUACAAAAGUAUCGUGUAUCUCUGUCUGUAGUCAGUAGAGUGUAGGGGUGAAAUCGUAAUUCAAGUAGCAGGUGAAGGUCAUUUUUCUCAUUCCCUUCGGUGUGGCAUUGCUAUCGGCUUACUAAUUUUCAGCACAGAUCAUUUGAAUUAUGCCAGCUAACGAUGGUUUCGAGUCUGAAAAGGAAAAAAAGGAUGCUACCGCGAAACCAAAUGGUCAUGGAUCUUGUAAUACGAACGAUUCUGGUGAUUUGAGUGAGAUACAUUUUCAAAAUGUGGAUUUGAACGAUGAUGUUGAGAAUAAGGAUGAUGUCAAAGAGAAUCAACGCGCUCAAAGUGGGGAACCGAAUGCUGAAGAUGACGGUAAAGAUGAGAAGACAUCCGAAGAAAAGAAAGAAUCUGGUGAAAAGAAGGCUGAACCAACACCGAUGGUUUCCUAUGGGAACUUGUUUCGUUUUGCUGAUCGAUUUGAUGUGAUUUUGAUGAUCAUUGGCACCAUCGGAAGUUUAGCCCAAGGAGCAAUGAUUCCAGUUCAGUUUAUUAUUUUUGGUGAUCUCUCAGAUUCUUUCAUUGAAUAUACAGUAUGUUUAGAUCCUCGCUCGAACUGUACAACUAUUCCUAACAUUGAGGAAGAUAUGAUACCAUUCGCUUAUUACUACGUGGGUAUCGCCGUUGCCAUGGCAGUAGCUGUAGGUAUACGGAUGGUCACAUAUGAAUUGACUGCUGAACGUCAGGGAAAUUCAAUCCGCAAAGCUUUCUUUAAAUCAAUUCUUCGUCAAGAAAUGGGUUGGUUUGAUACGAAUGAUGCUGGAGAGCUAAACAAUCGCUUAUCUGAUGAUUUGAAUAAAAUUGUCGAUGGACUUGGUCGCAAGUUGGCUGCGUUUCAAUAUUGCGUUGCGAGCUUUAUCUGUGGUUAUUUUCUUGGUUUUUUCUAUGGAUGGAAACUAACGCUUGUUAUAUUGUCCCUUUUUCCGGUUAUUGUUAUAUCUGGCGGAUUCUUAGGAUGGGUGAUCACGGGUUUUACGACAAAAGAGUUAAAAGCAUAUUCUGAAGCAGGUAGCGUGGCCCAGGAGGUUUUCUCUUCGUUUAGAACAGUUGCAGCAUUUGGCGGAGAAGAAAAAGAAACUGAAAGGUACACCUCUCGUCUUGGCGCAGCUCGUAAAAUGGGAGAGAAAAAAGGAUUGGCAAAUGGUCUUGGCAUGGGGAUGUUUAAUUUCAUCAUGUUCUGUUCUUACGCCUUAGCUUUUUGGUAUGGAGCUACGCUUGUCAUUGAGAAAGAAAUGACUGGCGGAAAUCUGUUGAUCGUUUUCUUCAGUGUUAUGGUCGCAUCUAUUUCGGCUAGUCAAGCUGGACCCAGUAUGCAAGGAGUUGCCUCGGCAAGAGGUGCAGCCUAUCACUUAUACGAGCUAAUAGAUCGCACUCCUGUUAUUGAUAUUUCAUCUGAAGAUGGCGUGGUGCCUGAAACGUUAGAAGGAAGCGUUGAGUUCAAGGAUAUUUCAUUCACUUAUCCUUCGCGGCCUGACAUUCAGAUUCUAAAUGGGUUUACUCUGUCAGUGCCUAAAGGAAAAAGAGUUGCACUCGUUGGUGAAAGUGGUUGUGGCAAAAGUACUGUGGUUAAACUCAUUCAAAGAUUUUAUGAUAUUGCAGAAGGCAAUCUGUCAAUUGACGGACGAGGCAUCGAAACGUAUAAUCUUAAGUGGCUUCGUCAGCAUAUCGGUGUAGUCAGUCAAGAACCUGUUUUAUUUGCAACCACGAUUGCUGAAAACAUUCGUUAUGGAAGAGAUGAUGCAACACAAGACGAAAUUGAAGAGGCAGCGAAGAUGGCCAAUGCACAUGAUUUUAUAUCAGCUAUGCCGCAGGGUUAUGAAACGUUGUGCGGAGAGAGAGGAGCUCAGAUGAGUGGAGGUCAAAAACAACGCAUUGCCAUUGCUCGUGCACUAGUCAGAAAUCCUACAAUAUUAUUGCUAGAUGAAGCAACAUCGGCUCUUGAUACUGAAAGUGAAUCCAUUGUACAAGAGGCACUGGAUAAGGCAGGAGAAGGUCGAACAACUUUCAUUAUUGCCCAUCGUCUUUCUACCGUUCGUGAUGCAGAUAUGAUUGUUGCUGUGAAAGAUGGUGCUGUGGCCGAAAUCGGUACACAUGACGAGUUGAUGAACAAAGAUGGUGUCUAUAAGCAAUUAGUUAUCUUGCAGACAAUAGAAGGAGCUGAAGAAGACAGCACAGUGGAAAACAGGAAUGAUUCCAUUAAGAAUGGCCAUCAACCUGCAGCGCCUGUUCGAAGCAUUUCUUCUGAUAGCGAAGGAGCAAAACAUUCCGUUCAUUCACCUAAAGUAAAUCGUCAAGUAUCAAGACAACAGUCAGGAUAUAAGCGUCAAGAAAGUGAACGUGUUAUUGAAGAAGAGGUUGAACCAGCAGCAGCGUUAAGAAUUAUUAAAAUGAGUAAACCCGAAUGGCAUUAUUUACUUCUUGGAACGUUUGGUGCAGCGAUCAAUGGCUCAUUUCCCUUUGUUUUUGCUUUUCUUCUUGGUGAAAUAUUUGGCGUAUUUGCAAAAAAUCCUGAUAUUCCUUCUCAGAGGAACGAAAUGGAAGAAGAUUCAGAAUUCUGGUCGUUAUUAUUUUUGGCUUUAGCCUUUGCUAUGCUGUUUGGAAAUACAGUUCAGUCUUGGAUGUAUUCUAUUGCUGGAGAAAUUUUAACACUGAGGUUGCGGAAGCAAGCAUUUAAAUCUCUAGUUCGCCAAGAUACAAGUUACUUUGACGAUCCCUACCAUUCCACUGGAGCACUUACCUCGAACCUAGCCACUCAUGCAUCAACUGUUCAAGGGGCGACAGGAUCAAGAUUAGGAGCCAUUGUAUCUUCUCUCAUUACAACAGUUGGUUGUUUAGCGUUAGCGUUUGCUUCUGGUUGGAAACUAGCUUUACUUGUGGUUGCUUUUAUACCCUUUAUUAUCCUUGGAGCUGUGACGCGGAUGCGAGUAUAUUUUCGAGGCUCAGGAAAUGUUAUCAAUUCCGAAGAGGCAGGCAAAAUAGCUGUCGAAACAAUUUUAAAUAUCCAAACAGUCGCUGCGUUGGGCAAGGAAGAAUGUUUUUAUGAGAAAUACAUGGAAGCUGUUUCAGAGAUGUACACAAAACGUAAAAGAAAGGGUAUAAUCGGUGGAAUGUUCGCGGGAGUAUCCCAAAGUUUCGUUUUGUUAUCCAGUGCAGCAGCGUUCCGUUUUGCGGGAUAUUUGGUGCAAAAUGGAGAAAUGUCUUUUACUGGCGUCAUGAAAACUGUUCUUGCAGUCCAAAUGGGAGCUAUGACGGCAGGACAAAUAAGUGCAUUAACACCGGAUUAUGUCAAAGCAAAGAUAGCUGCAGCCAGAUUGUUCAAACUGUUUGAUACAACUCCUAUUAUCCAAAGUGACUCCGAAGAAGGACUGAAGCCAAGCACUAGCGAGGGCUAUAUCGAGUUUAAGGACGUCACAUUCAGAUACCCAUUCCGUCAAGAUGUUAAAGUUCUUCGUGGAUUGAAUUUAAAAAUAGAACCAGGAAAGACUGUGGCUUUGGUUGGAUCAAGUGGCUGUGGGAAAAGCACUACUGUUUCACUCAUUCAAAGGCUGUAUGAUAUUGAAAUGGGCAGUGUUAUGAUUGAUGGUAAUGACAUCAGGUCGUUGAAUGUUUCAUGGCUUCGUCGCCAGAUUGGGAUAGUUUCUCAAGAACCUGUUCUAUUUAAUUGUUCUAUUCGUGAUAACAUUGCGUAUGGAGACAUCAGCAGGGAGAUGAGCCAAGAGGAAAUUGAAAACGCAGCAAAAGCAGCGAAUAUUCAUGAUUUUAUUAACACUUUACCGAAGGGCUAUGACAGCAUGGUUGGAGAUAAAGGAACAUUAAUAUCUGGAGGACAAAAACAAAGGAUCGCCAUUGCUCGAGCACUGAUACGUAAUCCUAAAAUACUUCUGUUGGACGAAGCCACAUCAGCGCUUGAUACAGAGAGUGAAAAGGUUGUCCAAGAAGCUCUGGACAGAGCAUGUGUUGGUCGAACAACGUUAAUAAUUGCUCACAGAUUAUCUACAGUACAAAAAGCAGAUAUGAUAGCAGUAAUAAAAUCUGGUCAUGUCGUUGAAAAAGGAACCCAUCAGAAAUUGUUGGAGAUGAAAGGCGCUUAUUAUUAUCUUCAGCAAGCUCAGACUUGAUGUGGUAAAGUUUCUUAUUACGAUAAGUAUAUAGCCG